AUGCAAGCAGCUGGAAGUUCACCAACUGUUCGAAUGGGCACCUUAAAGACUGUGUUACUACUUUUCCUAUAUCUGGGACAGGCGCAUUCGCUCCACUUUUAUCUGCUGCCGGGCGAAACAAAGUGCUUCUACGAAGGAAUAACACGGGAGAGCCAGUUCUUCGCAAGCAUAGAUGCACAGGUGGAAGGCGAAGACGGCCACUUCACACGGAACCCGCACUUAACCGUUUCGCUAUUCGUAUAUGCGUCCUUUGAUGCUAAUGAGCUCGUAUUUGCGCAGCAGAACUCGCCAUUUUCUGAAUUCCAGUUUACAGCGCUGGAAUCGGGAGAGCACCGGAUUUGCAUGUCACCCAACUUCCCUCACACCGCAGCGCGGCUGCGGGUUUUCCUGGACUUCAAGGUCAGCACGGCCGAUACGCUGGAUAACAGGCGCCUGAUGGACGUCACGUAUCUGCAAGAUCGCAUUGAAUACUUGAUUAGUAGACUGGAGGACAUACGCAGUGACCAGGCAGUGCUGAGGAAACAAGACGAGGAGGCACAGCGAUUGAGCAAGGUCGCCAACCGGCAGAUGAUAUUGUGGUCUGCAGUCCAAAGCGCUGCUCUGGUGCUUGUCUUUUUACUCCAGCUAAGGCACCUGAAGAACUUUUUUAAUCGCAAAGUUAUGUGA
This is a messenger RNA of Eremothecium gossypii ATCC 10895, 666 nucleotides long. It is a transcript of the gene ERP5, whose product is annotated as Erp5p. The transcript has a single exon. Gene Ontology annotation, biological process: intracellular protein transport; Golgi organization; endoplasmic reticulum to Golgi vesicle-mediated transport. The record is from RefSeq and is marked provisional. NCBI's taxonomy places the organism in Eukaryota, Fungi, Ascomycota, Saccharomycetes, Saccharomycetales, Saccharomycetaceae. Bases 1 to 666 code for a protein of 221 amino acids. Gene Ontology annotation, cellular component: endoplasmic reticulum; COPII-coated ER to Golgi transport vesicle; Golgi apparatus.